Messenger RNA from Dioscorea cayenensis subsp. rotundata (Guinea yam), 2027 nucleotides. RefSeq names its product putative polyol transporter 2. Gene Ontology annotation, molecular function: carbohydrate transmembrane transporter activity. Bases 191 to 1729 code for a protein of 512 amino acids. Gene Ontology annotation, cellular component: membrane. The transcript is spliced from 2 exons. NCBI's taxonomy places the organism in Eukaryota, Viridiplantae, Streptophyta, Magnoliopsida, Dioscoreales, Dioscoreaceae. The record is from RefSeq and is a predicted model, not a curated record. Gene Ontology annotation, biological process: transmembrane transport.
UCUAUAUAAUCACCAUCACCCCCCACACUAUACUCUCACAUGUCUUCUUGUUCUCUGUUCCUCUCCAUCUCUUCAUCAUAAGAGCUUUGUUUGUUCUAUUUGUUUCAUUUGUUUUGUCUUUCCCUAACUCUCUCUUUGAACCAAAGAGAGAUGGGAGGAGAGCAACAAGUAGAAGCUAAAGUGGCCACUAAUGAAACUCUUUCAAAAGAUGGUUGAGGUUGAAGUUCAAGGAGCUAGUCCUAAACACAAUAAUUAUGCCUUUGCUUGUGCCAUGCUUGCUUCCAUGGCUUCCAUUCUCUUAGGUUAUGACAUUGGAGUAAUGAGUGGAGCAGCACUGUACAUAAAAGACGACCUAAACAUCAACGACACUCAAAUCGAGAUCCUCAUCGGCAUCCUCAACCUCUACUCCCUCGCCGGCUCCAUCGCCGCCGGCUACACUUCCGACUGGAUCGGCCGCCGCUUCACUCUCGUCCUCGCCGCCUUCAUCUUCUUUCUCGGCGCUCUCCUCAUGGGCUUCGCCACCUCCUACCUCUUCCUCAUGAUCGGCCGUUUCGUCGCCGGCAUCGGCGUUGGCUACGCUCUCAUGAUCGCCCCCGUCUACACCGCCGAGGUUUCUCCGGCCUCUUCUCGUGGCUUCCUCACUUCCUUCCCUGAAGUCUUCAUCAACUCCGGCAUCCUUCUUGGCUAUAUCUCCAACUACGCUUUCGCUCGUCUCCCACUCCACCUCGGCUGGCGUUUCAUGCUCGGCGUUGGCGCUAUCCCUUCCAUCUUCCUCGCCGCCGGCGUUCUCGCCAUGCCGGAAUCCCCUCGUUGGCUCGUCAUGCAAGGCCGUCUCGCCGACGCCACUAAAGUCCUCUCCAAAACCUCCACAACCCAACAAGAAGCUCAUCUCCGGCUUCAAGAAAUCAAAGAAGCCGCCGGAAUCCCUCUAGACUGCACCGCCGACGUCGUCGCCGUCCCCAAACGCCCUCGCCGGUCCGCCGCCGACGGUGUCUGGGCUGAACUCUUGAUCCAUCCCACUAAAACCGUACGCCGGAUCAUGAUCUGUGCCGUCGGCAUUCACUUCUUCCAACAAGCUUCCGGUAUCGACUCCGUCGUGCUUUACAGCCCUCGAGUCUUUGAAAAAGCUGGCAUCAAGAAGAAAACAACUCUGCUCGGCGCAACCAUUGCGGUCGGAUUCACUAAAACCAUUUUCAUUCUUGUUGCCACAUUCAUGAUCGACAAAAUGGGCCGGAGACCUUUACUCCUCGCCGGUGUGGCAGGAAUGAUCCUAUCACUCUCCGGCCUCGGUCUCGGCCUCACUGUCAUCGACCACCAUGAAACACACAAUACUCCAUGGAUCGCGUUGUGUAUUACUUGCAUACUAGCUUAUGUCGCCUUCUUUUCGAUUGGACCGGGGCCGAUAACUUGGGUUUAUAGCUCGGAGAUCUUGCCAUUGAGAUUGAGAGCUCAGGGAGCUAGUCUUUGUGUUGCGAUGAAUAGAGUGACUAGUGGAGUUAUAACUAUGACAUUUAUAUCGCUUUAUAAGGCGAUAACAAUCGGCGGGAGCUUCUUUUUGUAUGCCGGAGUUGCGGCGGUGGCAUGGGUUUUCUUUUUCACUUUGUUGCCGGAGACGAGAGGGAGAACUCUUGAGGAUACAGAGGAGUUGUUUGGGGGGAAGAAGAACAGUUUGAAUAUGGAGGGAAAAGAGGGAAAUGAAGUUGAGUUGGUUAAGAAUGAGAAUAAGUGAGUUUUCAAGGGGGUUUUUGGAAAUAAAGUUUAAUGUUGGGUUAGAGUGGAAAAACAAUGGUGUAAUAGUUGUCUAAUUAUGAGGUAAUUAUUAGGUUUAGUAUAUGUUGUUGUGACUUUGUGAUGAUGGUUAAUGUUGGGUUAGAGUGGAAAAACAAUGGUGUAAUAGUUGUCUAAUUAUGAGGUAAUUAUUAGGUUUAGUAUAUGUUGUUGUGACUUUGUGAUGAUGGUUAAUGACAUAGAUGUAAAAUAUAUAUAUAUAUAUAUUAAUGAGGAAUAAAAUUCAAAUGAGUUUUAUA